UUAUGGACUCCUGAAUACUGUUUUCUCUUUCCAAGUGAUGUUUUUUUUUCAAGUUGGAUUUUCCUGCAUUUCUUUUUUUUUUUUUUUUUUUUAAACAAGAGGAAUAUACUUGAUGUGGGGCUUCAUCACAAUAAUUCACUUUUCUUUUUUCCUUUGAGCUUUGAUCACUCACUCACACACAGAGUCGUCUGCUCCAUGUAGUGUUGCGUGGGCGAGGGGCCUACCUGGAUUAGUCUGAGCGUACAUGUUCGUGGGACAGAUUCACAGAAGGGAGAGACUGAAAGAGAGAAUAAAGUGAAGACGAGAGCAGGAAGAUGUACCUGUACAAAGCAACGUGCCCGGAGAUCCCCAACCCGAAGCAGAAGGGGUCCAGGGGUCAGGGUGGGGUUCAGACUCAAGGCCCCGGCCAGGGAAGGCUCAUCAGUCAGACGUCCACAAGGACGGGGCCUCGACCCUAUGCUCCUUUGAUGUUGUGGACGUCAAACAAGCCCAACAGUGUGGUGGAGCUCAAACAGCUGGAGGAGUUUCUGAACUUCCACUCGUUGUAGCUGCACGACACAGUGAAGAGUGAGACAGGCAUGGUCUACAGGAAUCUGGGAAAGUCAGGACUUAGAGUAUCUUGCUUAGGACUGGGUACAUGGGUGACAUUCGGAGGACAGAUAACAGACGAGGUUGCAGAACAGCUAAUGACCAUUGCGUAUGAGAGUGGAGUCAACCUGUUCGACACAGCUGAGGUCUACGCAGGCGGCAGGGCCGAAAUCAUUCUAGGAAACAUUAUCAAGAAGAAGUGCUGGAGGCGAUCCAGCUUGGUCAUUACAACUAAACUCUACUGGGGAGGAAAAGCAGAGACGGAGAGAGGACUGUCAAGAAAACACAUUAUUGAAGGUCUGAAAGGUUCUCUACAAAGGAUGCAGCUGGAGUAUGUGGAUGUAGUUUUUGCCAACCGCCCAGACAGCAAUACUCCCAUGGAGGAGAUUGUUCGGGCCAUGACCUAUGUGAUCAAUCAAGGCAUGGCAAUGUACUGGGGGACGUCUCGGUGGACGGCCAUGGAGAUCAUGGAGGCGUAUUCGGUGGCAAGACAGUUUAAUCUGAUCCCUCCUGUCUGUGAGCAGGCUGAGUAUCAUCUCUUCCAGAGGGAGAAGGUGGAAGUGCAACUGCCUGAACUUUACCACAAGAUAGGAGUUGGGGCGAUGACGUGGUCACCUCUGGCGUGUGGCAUCAUCACAGGAAAAUAUGAAAAUGGCAUUCCUGAGUCCUCCAGGGCCUCCAUGAAGUCGUAUCAGUGGCUAAAGGAGAAAAUAGUAAGUGAAGAUGGAAGGAAGCAGCAGGCCAAGCUGAAAGAGCUGAACCACAUCACUGAAAAGCUAGGCUGCACUCUGCCUCAACUGGCUGUGGCGUGGUGUUUAAGAAAUGAAGGAGUGAGCUCAGUCCUUCUGGGAACAUCCAACCCUGAACAGCUCACAGAAAACCUCGGGGCCAUACAGGUCCUUCCUAAGAUGACCUCUCAUGUGGUGUCUGAGAUCGAUCACAUCCUGAGCAACAGGCCGUACAGUAAGAAGGACUACCGCUCUUAGACCAGACUGGUGGACUACCGAGAGGUCAGCUGAACCUACCUACUUAACCAUACUGCUACCAUGGACCCACCAUUCAAUGUUAAAAGUCCAUGGUUCUCUCCUUGGGCCCCACUCAGCUCCAGCUCCAGCCCACCUCAGCCUGGAACAGACAGCUUUGCUAAGCCCAGCAUCGCAUCUCUGUUUGAGACUUGUCCUACUCAGAUCAGGUCUACCAGGUUCAUCUCAGGUGCAGUCCAGCUCAGCCAAGAAACGCUUAACAAACUCAGCUUUUUGCAGCCUCAAAUGCAACUUGAUCCAUUUGAUUGAAUUGAAACUUUGUGCUACCCCGACCAAGGUGUUACCCUGAUUGGUACCGGCCCAUUCAGAUAUAACUAUGCAGAGCUUAGCCUAUCCCAUGUUAGCGUUGUUAGAUCCAGUGCCAUGCUGACAUCAUUUAGAGUACUCCAUCCUGGUUUAACCUCAUUCCAGCUGCCUCGUUUAGAAAUUUAAUGAGUUUAAUUGAUAUUUCAUCUUAAAGUAGAUGGCAAGGUACGCAACUACAGCUCCUCAUUUUUUAGAGAUAUCCAGCUUUACACUUCACUUACAGUUGUAGAUAAACACAGGAAGUAACUACUGUACAGGAGUAUUUAAAGUAAAAGUGCCUUGCUCAAGGGCAUCUUGAUAGUAGUUGGUGAGUGAGACAGCUCCAUUACUUAUUCACUUUUCCCACUCACAUACUCCCAGCUCAGCAGAUGACUCAGACCCUCGAGUCUCAAGCCUUCCCCUCCAGUGUCCAGACUUCCACCCACAAGUAAUUUAAUUUGAGCACAAAAUUCAUAUUGAGCACAUGUUUUAUUUAUGAGAAUUACUGUACCAUAGCUGAAUACAUCAGUGCAAGCACCUCAGACUUAUAAAAUUAGAGGUACCUCAGGAAAGUGGACAUGAAGACGCUUCAGUUGCAUGAACAGCCCCCUGUCAGUUAGGUUGGUCAGUGCUUUCAUUAAAUUGCUAUGCAGUGCAGCAAACAAAACAACCAUCAUGGGAUAAAAUGUCUUGUUUUCCCCGUGAAAUGCGACGUUUGGCAAUGACGAAGUGAGCUGCUCCUGAAAAAAGAGCUUUAUGAAUGAGGCCUCAACAAAGUGGUUCCCUGUUAGCUUGAAUUAGCUGCUUUCAACUACCUACCAAAUGUAUCCAGUCCUGUAUUCAGUUUAGUACAGAAUAGUGUUCAGUAGAUAUUAUAAGCAACAAAUCCUGAGCGUAUUAACCAAUAGAUGCAUGUUUCCCCAGCUAUAGUGUGCCUCUCUUUCCCUUUUCUACAAAGCACAUAAUUAAACAACAAAAAGGAGUCUGAUCAAAAAAUACUGCAAUCUUGUCUGCUGUCCGUGAGCCCCUGUGAAGCAGAGGAUUAAGGGACGUCAUGUGUCAGUGGGAUUGGGACACCAUAAAGGGGAGAGAAUGAAGCAUGUUGCCUCCAUGUGGUCUCCUUGAGGAACUGCUCCUCUGCUUCGCUGGAACAUAGAAGGGGGAAAUUAACGCUUUGCAAAAAGAAAAAAAAAAAGCGAACUACUUCUCUCUCGGUUUGCAUUUAUUAUGGACUCAUCCUCUUUCUUGCCUGUGAACUGAACCUGCAUAGCUGGUUGCCUCAAUGAACCUUGCACACAUGAACUUCAGCAUAUAAUAAAUCUAUGAAAUCUAUGUAAUAAAAGGAUGAGCAACAUCCUGGUGGUCAUGGUUACAAUAACUACAAAAACUGCUUGUUAAUGGCACAAUGUGGCAUAUAGGCAAGGUGUUUGGGAUGUGGCAAAGAUUACAGUAUUUAUUCUAGAAUAGUUAACAAAUAUGAAAUUUAUUUUGACAUUUUGAGAUAUUGUUUUUGUUUGAAGAUGUUACAUGUACAUAAAAUGUUAAGGCAUACCUUGUAACAUAAGCAAAACCAUGAAGAAGCCUCUCUUGCAUAUGAGAACUUCACUGUACUGUAUGGCUAAGAUAUAAAUAAGAUGUAUAUAGAGUUAUUUUGUCUCUCCUCUGCAGUGUCACUGCAUCAGUUGCAGUGUUUGAAUCUGCUCUUCAUCCCAUCCCUGUCCUCCAGCCUGAUUUUACACUGUCGCAGAAUCCACUUCUGUCUCCUGAUGGAUACUUCAUAGAGCUUUUUUUGAGGAACAAGAUUUAAUUUGUUUUAAUUUUGCAAAGUGUAGUCAGAUUAUGGAAUCUGUAUUAAUAAUGGCACAUAUUUAAAGUGUGGGCUUCUGUUUUGAGACAUAAGUAAUGAGCUUAAGCAUUGUCUAAUGACCUGACCUUGAGUCAUUGUCUCUGACCAGGUGGCUCAGCUCUCACAGUUCAUGGCUGUCGCCUCCGUGCAUUGUUGUUCUCGUUCUUUUUCAUCUGGAAAACAAGCCAUCGCAGGGAUCAGCAGAAAUGUUGGCCAGGUUCCAGUUGAAUCACUGUCUUGUCCUCUGUGCACAGUUGUUGACUUGCAGCUCAAACACCCUCUAGAUUUUAAUCAAAGGAAAUUUCAGUAGAUCACAACUACCUGUGCUUUUGCCAAAAACUCUGUUACGCAUAUUGGAACAAAACAUUAAUAAGCAGCAAUUGGCUCAUGGUUUAUUUAAAGUCUGGCCUUGGACAAUGAAUCGGCUUCCUUAUGGCUUUUUCCCUCGGCUUGGUGGUAAAUACAAAUGAGGGUGACCUGACCAGCACUUAGUCAUCAUUGUAAUGUAAAUGACUAGCCAUUUAGUAACAAAAAAAAAAAACAUCCAGUAAAUGAUUUUUGUCUUACAAGACAUAUGUCUUACACCCGUUUGACUCUA
Messenger RNA from Toxotes jaculatrix (banded archerfish), 4360 nucleotides. RefSeq names its product potassium voltage-gated channel, shaker-related subfamily, beta member 1 a (gene kcnab1a). Gene Ontology annotation, molecular function: voltage-gated potassium channel activity; transmembrane transporter binding; potassium channel regulator activity. Gene Ontology annotation, cellular component: membrane; extrinsic component of cytoplasmic side of plasma membrane; voltage-gated potassium channel complex. The record is from RefSeq and is a predicted model, not a curated record. Lineage: Eukaryota; Metazoa; Chordata; Actinopteri; Toxotidae. Bases 579 to 1574 code for a protein of 331 amino acids. Gene Ontology annotation, biological process: transmembrane transport; negative regulation of delayed rectifier potassium channel activity; potassium ion transport. The transcript has 14 exons.